Messenger RNA from Aureobasidium melanogenum CBS 110374, 456 nucleotides. RefSeq lists its product as uncharacterized. The transcript has a single exon. The record is from RefSeq and is a predicted model, not a curated record. Bases 1 to 456 code for a protein of 151 amino acids. NCBI's taxonomy places the organism in Eukaryota, Fungi, Ascomycota, Dothideomycetes, Dothideales, Saccotheciaceae.
AUGUCGCGCCUACCAACACAGAAGGGUCUCAACACUCUGUUCCAUGUCCGCUUCGAGCCUUUUCCCAAACCAAUCAAUUGCACCACUUUCAUUGCUACCGAAGCCAUUGCCAACGACGACCGUCAUCCCUUGAAUAUUCCCAUCUCUCGUCGCCUUGAAACUUGGAAUCCACAACGACUACACUGGGUCAUCAGAACCCCAGUUGCCAUCUCAAAGAAACGGACUAUUCGCUCCUGGGUCACGAGAAGAUUUCGCAACACAGUUAUAGAUGAAUUAGAAAAGUCUGGCUUCAACAGAUGGGGUGAACCUCUUGUCCCCUCCAGGCUAAAAUCGCCCCUUACUGGUGCCUUGGCUAUCACCCUUCUCCGACCUGCACUUACUGCCUCGAUCGAAGAUGUACGUCAAGUCUGCAGCACGAUCUUGAGAAAGCACGUACUCUCUCGUCGGAGACCCUGA